UCCCCUUGCCUCGUGCAAGUGGGAGGGUGUUUGUCCCAGCCCGGGACUCACGAGCCCAAGAAGAAGCCUGAUUGGUUGGCUGGCUCGUGGUGGGCGGGGCUUGCUGAGAGGCCGAGCGUUUCCCCGCUCUGGCCUCUCAGUCGGCUGUUUGUUUCCGAUUAGGAAGGAGCUCAGUCCGGGAGCUCCUUCCUCGAAGGCCUUAGUUGGGGGGGUGCGCCCGACAAGCGGGCGAGGCGGCAUUCGGCGGCGUUCCGUCGAGGGGGCCAUAGUGUCAGCGGUGGCCCCGCUGGUAGGGGGGUACUCCCGGGACUGCUCCCGGCUGGGUUGCAGCUGCAGCAGCAGCGUCUUUGGGCCUCUUCAGCGCGGCGUCGGCACUCGGCUUCCUGGGCGUGGUUCUCCUUCUGGGCGUUUGCCCUUUUGGUUUGUGGGGUAUUUGGGGGGUUUCCAUCAGCCUGGGUGGCUGGGCAGCGGCCCCUUUUCCGUUCCCUGGAGCACUACUUUUGAUGCCAACAUUCUUUUAUUUGUUUGGUGGGUAGCAGGUGGGUGUUUGUGCUCAUCGGUGCCCUGGUGGGCCUGGCCUGGUUGAGAGUCAAAAGGCCUUUUCAAGCCUUCUCCUUGGGUGGGGGGCUCUGGUGCUUUCCUGGAUAGGAUUGAGUAUUGUUUUUGAUUCAGGACAAGGGCUUGGCUUUUGUUCUAUAUCCUUGCUACCUUCAUUCUGUGUGUGGUUGGCGCUUUUUUUCUCUCCAACCCCUUUUGGAAUCCCACUAUUUGGAGGCAGUAUGCCGGGGAAGGCCAAGGGCAAGAAAGGGGGGCGCCCUGUUAAGCAGCCCAAGAGGCCUGCUCCCCCGCAGUCCUCCUCGGAGGAGGAGGAUGAGGAGAUGACUCUGAUACGGGGGUUAAUUAAUAGGAUGGAAGCUUUAGAGAAAGCAAAAGCAGCCCCCUCCGACAAAGGUGCGGGUCCUUCAGGUGUGGGGGGGGUGCCUCCUCCUAAGGUCCCUCGGAGGACCAGGGGUUCUGUGAAAAGCCAGCUGCUAACUUCUCUCUCUAGUAGGCUGGCUGCGCUGGAAGAAGGGCUGAACCCUGCUGGACCGGGCCCUUCUGCUCCUGCGUUACCGCUUCCUGAACCUGAGUCUCCAGUUCCGGAGUCGCCUUCACCAUUGCUACCUCCGCCUGCGGCACCAGUUGUUCAGCCUCCAGUGGAUACGGCUACUCCUUUGGCCCAGGGUGCUGGCGGGGCGGCGGUCCCGGUCCGAGUCCUGAUGUGUGGCCAUUCGUUGGUCUUCUGGGCUUUCAAGCGGGCCAGCACCACCCGCGGGGGAUCCCAGUUGGGUUUAGGAAGCAAGGCUUCAGUUUAUUGGUUGGGCAUGAGGGGCAUGCUCUGGAAUCAGUUGCUUCCAGCAUUGAGGGAGCAUUUAGAUAGGUUUCCCAUUCCCGACAUCCUGGUUCUUCAUUUAGGGGAGAAUGAUUUGGGCCGGCGGCCUGGCCUCGCCAUCCUUCAGCAAGCCUCCUCGGAUUUGUCUAUUUUGCGCAGCUGGAUGCCUGGCGUGCGCAUAAUAUGGGUUAAUUGGCUCCAGCGCAGGGUGUGGCGGGGUGCUCAUUCUUGCCUUAGCUUGGAAAAGGCACGCAGGAAGAUUUCAGCCGCAAUAGGUAAAGUGGUUUUGGCGGCCGGGGGGUCUGUGGUGCGGCAGCCAGAUAUAGCUGCUCGCUUUCCCGAGUUAUUCCGCCCUGACAGGGUCCACCUGUCUGAGAAAGGUUGUGAUUUGUAUCUGCAUAAUAUCCGGGAAGUGCUUGCUGAAGGUUUGGAGGGGGUGGGGCAGGAAGGUCAAGCGAGGGCUAACCUUCCUGGGUGGCGGUAACAGUGCGGGCUGUGGGUAAGGAGGUCUAGAUUUCGGUGAGCACCCUUGGACAUUUUAAGGUGGAUUGGUCAAUUGCUUCCUUGUGGCCUGUGCGGCACGGGAAGAAUUACAUUGCCAAGAAACCUGCUUCAGGACUUCACCUACCUUUGGGCUGUGCGGUCCGGGGAGGUAAAGAUCUGAAGCUGUCCAGAUCCCCUCUUCUAAAAGGGGUGGUUGGCUUUGAAGGAAUUGGGCGGGAGCUACCUGCCUCUUUCCUGAGCCAGGGUGUGUCGCCCUUGCAGGCGAUGGGUAGGACGUUUUGAAUCCUAGCCCACGCCUAGGUGCCCGCACUGUUUUUAUGUUGGUGAUUAAUCACCUUGUUUCCAGUCCGCCACAAAUGUUGUUAUAUUAAUAAAGCGUGGCCCGUUUCUCCCAUUAAAAAAUGUCUCUGUGUCUUCUUGGGCUGGGGUCUGGGUACAAUGCACCAAAUUUGGAAAGAGAAGCAUCCAGACACAGAAAUAACAGAACAAAGGCUAGCAGACCAGAGAAGAUUCAUAAUCAGAAAUAAAGCAUUCACAGGAGUUGAGCUGGAAGAACUGCAAAGAGCAACACAGGCUCAAGAUAUGGAAGAAGAAUUACCACCAAUUGAAGAAGUUGCCCAGGCGUAGGUGGAGAAGGUGUUGGGAAUAGAGGGUGCCACUGUUGCUGAACUGUUUCAAAAUCAAAACCAGGCAACCUCCCCUUUGCCUUCACCUCAAAAACCCGAAUGCCGUUUAACAGAAAAGCAGCAAGAACUAAAGCAAAAAGUAACUGAGCACAUGAACCAAACAACCACCAGGGUUCGACUUCCCGCUCUAAAAACAGUUGCCAAAAAACAACUUGCUCAGGCAUUAAAAGAUGUCUAUGCUGCACUUGCAGAAAUAACAACCAAUAAUUUGCAAGAAACAAACCAACUAAUGUACAGUGCAGCAACAAUAACAACACAAGAGCUCGGAUAUAAGAUCAGUGGACCUGUAAAAAAAGAAAGUAGUACAUCACCUAAAUGGAAGAUUAGAUUAGAAAAUAAAAUCUCCAGGCUUAGAUCAGAUGCUAGUAAAUUGAAAGAUAUGAAAGACAAGAAGCUGAAGAAUGAAAACACCAAAGAGUAUCUGAUCCAAAAAUACCACCUCGAUGCAAGGAAAAUUAGAGAAGUCCUGGAAAUAAUAAAGCAGCAAAUAACAGCAGUGUCAAAGAAGAUUAGCAGAUAUGACCAGAAUUACACAACACAGGCAGAAUCUCCAAUUCCAGUUGAAUCAGAGAUGUUUCUACCAAAGCAUAGAAGGAGAAACAGCAAGAAACGUAGAAACACCAAAUAAAGAAGAAACAGUGCAAUUCUGGGGGAAAUAAUAGGACAACCCAAUAGAUUAUAAUAAAAAAGCAGGCUGGAUGAAAGAGGUCAAAAAAUGUAACCAACAAAUGCAAGAUCUAAUAAUAACACCAGAAUUAAUAAGUGAAAGAGCAAAGAAAAUUAAA
Molecule: messenger RNA, 3347 nt
Organism: Hemicordylus capensis (graceful crag lizard)
Lineage: Eukaryota; Metazoa; Chordata; Lepidosauria; Squamata; Cordylidae
Exons: 2
Coding region: 780-1856 (358 amino acids)
Source: RefSeq, a predicted model, not a curated record